Charadrius vociferus (killdeer) is the source of this 1011-nucleotide messenger RNA. Its product is annotated as class I histocompatibility antigen, F10 alpha chain-like. Gene Ontology annotation, biological process: immune response. The record is from RefSeq and is a predicted model, not a curated record. Gene Ontology annotation, cellular component: external side of plasma membrane. NCBI's taxonomy places the organism in Eukaryota, Metazoa, Chordata, Aves, Charadriiformes, Charadriidae. Bases 1 to 1011 code for a protein of 336 amino acids. The transcript has 7 exons.
AUGGACAAGGCUGAGGCACUCAAUGACUUUUAUGCCUCAGUCCUCACCGGCAAGGGCUCUCACCACACCGCCCAAGUCACAGAAGGCAAAGGCAGGGACUGGGAGAAUGAGGUACCGCCCACCGGAGGCAACAAGAUGAUCAAUAAGAAGGUGGUCUCCUGGUUGGCAGUCAUGCAGACUGGUGGGGCUCAAACGCGGCAGCGCAUGUCCGGCUGUGACCUCCUGGAGGAUGGGAGCACCAGGGGGUAUUAUCAGAGCGCUUACGACGGGAGGGACUUCAUCGCCUUCGACAUGGACACGAUGACGUUCACUGCAGCGGAUACAGCGGCACAGAUCACCAAGAGGAAGUGGGAGGAGGACGGGACAGUCGCUGAGCAGUUGAAGCACUACCUGCAGAUCACUUGCAUCGAGUGGCUGAGGAAAUACGUGAGCUACGGGCGGGCCGUGCUGGAGAGGAAAGAGCCCCCCAUGGUCCGAGUGUCGGGGAAGGAGGCCUACGGGACCUUGACCUUGCGCUGCCGCGCUUACGGCUUCUACCCGCGGCCCAUCACCGUCAGCUGGCUGAAGGACGGCGAGGUCAGGGACCAGGAGACCGAGUGGGGCAGCAUCGUGCCCAACAGCGACGGCACCUACUACACCUGGGCCUCCAUUGACGCCCUCCCGGAGGAGAAGGACAAGUACCGGUGCCGCGUGGAGCACGCCAGCCUGCCUGAGCCCGUCCUCUACGCGUGGGAGACGGAGUCCAACCUGUUGGUCAUCGUGCUGGGGGUGGCCGGUGCCAUCCUGGUUGUCAUCACCAUCGUGGCCGGGUUUGCCCUAUGGAAGCGCAGUUCGGGGAAGAAGAAGAAGGACUACCAAAUGGCGUCAAGCACGGACGGGGGUUCUGGCAGCUCAACCACAGGUACGGCGUGGGGAUGGAUGGAGCGGCAUCAGCUCUCUGCUGCCCCGUGGGACCCACAGCCGGGGCAACACCGGGCUGUGGGAGAGGGGCACCGAGACCCCCAGAGCUGA